AUGGCUCUCUUCUCGGCCGUGCCCGGAAUGGUUGGUCAGUACCUGACCAGGCCAGCCCUCGAGGUCCCUGCCUGUCCCACCUUGGGAACCGUCUCGUACAACACAUCUGUCCCUGAUGGGGGCGCGUUUCCCUUGACACAGGUCGAUCUUUGCUACGAUGACAGCUCAAUCCACAUCAAGUUCACCGCAUUUGAGGAGAAGGACUUCUACUACAACCAGAGUCUCACCACCAAUGAAGAGAUCUAUAACUACGAGGUGAUGGAAGCCUUUAUUCAUCGCGGUACCAGCGAUCCUCAGACUUAUCUCGAGUUCGAGGUAGCCCCUAAUAAUGUCACUUUCCAAGCCUUCAUCUACAACCCUUCCAAGGUUCGAGAGGCUGGCGCUGCGUUCGACCGCUUCUACAUCACCGACCUGGCCGCAGACGGCAUUGAUGCCAGCACCACUCUCGACUAUGCUAACGAGUUAUGGGUUUCCAAAGUCCAGAUCCCACUCGGUCUUUUCAACGUCGACAAGGGAACAGCUCAGGGCACAGAGUGGCGAAUGAAUUUCUUUCGCACCGUCACUGGUCCUUCGACGUUCCCUAACCAGAGCUACGGAUCUUGGAGUCCUCCUGACAAGGUCAACUUCCACAUCACUCCUUUCUUUGGAGACGUCACUUUCAUCUAG
Messenger RNA from Diaporthe citri, 666 nucleotides. RefSeq lists its product as uncharacterized. NCBI's taxonomy places the organism in Eukaryota, Fungi, Ascomycota, Sordariomycetes, Diaporthales, Diaporthaceae. Bases 1 to 666 code for a protein of 221 amino acids. The record is from RefSeq and is a predicted model, not a curated record. The transcript is spliced from 4 exons.